UUUGUAUCAAUCAGCUUAAGGCUUUCCUUCAGUCGAAGAAAAAAAGUCAGAUAGCAAACACUUUGUCCAGGAGGUGGUCGAUCGGGAAGCAUAUCUUGGACAUAUCGCUAAGGAUUUUCUUAUGUGUGACGACGCAACUAUUCUGGACAUUAUUGCAAGCUUUGUUGACAGCAGACGGCUUCCGGUGAACGCUGUCUCACAAAAGCGCCCCCUGUGUGCCUUUGAGAGACAAUACAGUGUUAUUUAAUCAGACGUUGAACACAGGACUCAAACUGAGAUUGGACGUCUUUGUGAAAAAAAUGACUUUCCAAUAAUCCGAAUUGACAUCUAGUAAAAAAUACAUGUCGACAUGCCAACAAGUGCGUGGGUUAUAUCUAGGCUGUUGGCAAGCGUUAAAGAGCAUUAACCCAUGGUAUAGCCUUACCGUUGACAGACGACACCUGUAAGGCAAACCAUUGUUUGACGAUUACCAGUCUACAUGGAUGGUAGAGACUUAUAUAUAUUAACCAUUGUUUGUUUUGCGACCCGGCUCCAUAUCGCCCGCCGACGUGGUUUCCCGCCAAAUCCCUAAAUCUUCUGGUGGAGUUGUCGUCUGCUUACGUCUGACAUUAAUCUUCGUGCCAUUCAACGAGGGAUACUGGACUAUAUCGUUAAGAGAUUCCCACGGAUACAGUUUGCGAUAUGAACAGAUAGCACUUUUUGUCCGUAAUAUUGAAACGAUAGCGGGUCAGGUGAAUCAUUUGUGAGAUUGAUACUCCUCAAAGUGUUCUGUGACGACUAUGGUGAAUAAGCGUAAGUAGCUCAGACAUGAAGAAUUUCUCCAUCAAGAUCCCUGAACCGAUCGCAGUACAUGGGGCCCCGCCUCAGCAGAGCAUGUCGCUGCGCCUGCCUGUUGCCACCAACUAUGAUGUGGACAACGAAUACAACUACAUUAUGGAUAAGGCGCUCCACGCGUACAAGAAGCAUUGUGACAAGGAGAAGGCAGACGCACGCCAGUCUCAACUCCGGUCGUCCUACAAGAGACGGAUGUUUCUGUCCCAGAACCCGAGGCCACCCAGACAUCCCCCUGGGGGUCGACCACGCCCUUGGUCCGCCCUACCGUCUAAAUUUGACGCUAUUAAAGAGGUCGAUCAGGCGAACAAUGAGUCGCGAGACAGCACCCCUAGGAAGGUUUUGAACGUACGAACGAUAACGCUAGGACCAGGCGCGAUGGACGCACCAUCUAAGAAGACGACAAGCUACCAACGACGGAACCAGACAUCUCAUUCCUGGUACAGCCAGAGUUUCCCGUCAGCUAAUUUCCUUCAGCAGCCCAUACAAGGACUCACCCUUUCCAAGAGCAGGUCGCUAAAUACUUCCCCGAUUAAGUCCGAGGAGAAAAAGAAACGACCGUCAACAUCAUACGAAUACGACGGCGGCGUUUUUGCCCCAACGACACCACGGAGAGACUUUUUUGUUAUACACCCUGACUGGGUGUCCGAGUCGGUCACAGUCCAGAAACUGUCCUUAAACGAGCGAACCAAAAAAUCCUCGACAUGGCCUGGAAGACGGUGUAGAAGUGCUCCUCCGCCCAAAUUCAGAAAUCCGAUCACGUGGGACUGACGUCACUUGCUGCAAUCCCAUUGGUGCUUUAUUCCCGGAAGUGUAUUGGAGGUUGUACUCGCAGGUGGUUGUGGGACCUAACCGUGGCUUGGUGGGAGCUGUCUGAUUAUAGUGGCCUUGUCCUUCGUAUUCACACGCCCGCAUCUUGCAGACCGCCAUGUUGUUACAUUGAAGGAUGCCUGUGUGUACUGCGGGAUCCGGCUACGGGAAGGCACAAGAUGGCUUUGUGUGUGACUACUGGCAUUAGCUGUUGUUUAUUAUUGGUGUUUCAGUCCUCGAAGAACUACUUUCUCAGGAAGGAGCACGUGCACUUCCGCUUGUCGUCUGUGCACAGGACGAGUGCCCGGGAUAUUGCAUAAUUCGUAGUUUUGACCUUAAUUGCACACUUUUCGCUAAUCUUUCGCUAUUUGCAGAUAAUGCAGUUUAAUAAGGUCAGACGAGGCAUGGUUUUAAGUACCAGACGAUCAUCCCAGUACGAAAGUUACAACCUGUGAAAUACCAGUAGUACACAGGCACGUUGGAAUCGUUCUUAAAGGGAGACUACUCGGUAACAAUUAUGUCUUAUUUUGCGUCCAAAAUAUAAUAAGUACUCCAAAAUGUAUUCUGCCUUAGAAGUGUAUUGUUUAGCAACUAAAACCUCCAGGCGCUUUUGGGUAGGUAUGUGUUCGACAGCUAGCCAAAUCGACAUUAAUAGCAUGCUAAGAGUUAUCUCCCUUUACACUUGACAGGAAUACUACCUUGGAUAAAAUAAUUGCAUAAUGACAGCUGACGGGUGAUACAAUAAGGAAAUAGAGACUUAAUUAUUUAUUUAACAAUUAAUUCAGGGAUGGUAAUCAUUUGUUUAAUUACUGAGUCACACUGGUUUGAAGGAAUAAUCUAGUUUGUUUUUAUGUACAAUUUACGUACAAUUAAGUAUACAAUUUCCCAUGCGCUAUUAAUAUAUUUGAUCAUAGUUCUGAGAAUCAACUGGAAAUAUCAGUUCACCUUUAAAUUCAAAAACAUGUUUUGAGACGUUUAUCUCGAUCAGUGGUUACAAUUAUUCAGUGAAAUGUGUGUUUUCAGUUUUACAAAAGAUAAACUGCUGAAUAUGAACGUUUCAGUGAAGUAAACACAAACGGACCAGUACUAGUUCCAAGGUCACAGAAUAUGUGUCUACAAGUAGAAACCAUCUAGUCACGACCUUGACCUCAAUACUCGUGACAUUCUUGACAAUUUGUGAAAGAGGCGAAAAACCAGGCCACGGUCAAGGUCAUCGUAAUAAAACACGAAGUAAAUUCUGUCGAAACCAGUUUGAAAUCUUUCAUAAUGGCAGCAACAGAUAUUCAAGAGCAAAGAGUGAAAACAAAUUCCUGUAGAAAAAACGAAACGGCUCGAGACAACACUGCCAUGAUGUUCUCGCUUUUUUAGUUCAAUAGGGUGGAAUAUUGUUGAAUAGGGUGGUGAGAAGAACUCUCCCAGUCCGAAGCAAUAUACUGGUAACGUUAUGGACAGAGGGAGGGUUCGCGCUGUGAUACAGGAAACCUAGUUCAGGAGCCAAGGCGGAAACUGUAAAUGCUGACAGGAUUUAUGUUGAUUUUUGUCAUUGUUAUACAUUGUAUAUAUACAUUGCAUAUAUACACCAGUGUAAUCAUGAAUGUGUUGCUUAUGUACUUUUUACAUGAAAGACACGGAAGCACAAAGCAGCACCCAGUUGUUGUACUCCAUGAAACAAUCACAAAGCCAUUUGUAAAUGAUCGAAACGCACAGCGUUCAGACCAACGGGGCAUUAUUCUCAUUUGUGUAGAACGUGGCGACAGUUUAUCGUUAUUUCAGUUAACUUGUCGUUAUGCUUUUAAUUGUCCGAUGUCCGAAAAUUCAAUAUGGAGACAAUGCGGUGUUAUUUUAAUAAAACAUAUUUUAACAUGACUGAUUACAUGAAAUGUGAAUCAUGAAAUGCAAAAGCAACUUUGUACAUCUGUGAACCAUAUUACACAAGGGUUGGCCUAAAUGUGACCGAAAUAAAAUGUUAUAGAUAUGAUUGGUAUAAAAGAUAGAUUUAAUUCCAUGAAAUAAAAUUUCAACCCGCGGAAAAUAAGCUUAAAAUUGUUGAUCCCUGUUGAAUUCUGCCUGUGACCCAUGUGAACAUUUCUGAACGUUUGGUUAAAUACUUGCUGCUAUUCAGUUAUUGAAAACCGCUGCGGGAUACGUUUAUUUGCCGCAGCAAUGGCGACCGGCUUUCAUAAAGCUCUCUAUUCUCCACACUGAUUGUUCAGUGGAGAGUAAAGGGAUGUCUGUCAAUAUGCAAAUGGAUUUUGUCAAAUAAAUUCGAUGUAGCGCUGCAUCGAGCUGAGAUA
Molecule: messenger RNA, 3935 nt
Organism: Haliotis rufescens (red abalone)
Lineage: Eukaryota; Metazoa; Mollusca; Gastropoda; Lepetellida; Haliotidae
Exons: 4
Coding region: 808-1602 (264 amino acids)
Source: RefSeq, a predicted model, not a curated record